Molecule: messenger RNA, 3325 nt
Organism: Chara braunii
Lineage: Eukaryota; Viridiplantae; Streptophyta; Charophyceae; Charales; Characeae
Source: the annotation of a GenBank genome assembly
CUAUAGCCUAUCCUACAGUACUAUAGGCUAUAGGUAUAGCAAGUUCCUACGGGUCGUGCUGCCGCGGAUCUAUCCUCCAAGACUCUCUUCAUUACUCUCCCAGCCUGGGCUUCGUGCAACGGCAGUGGAAUUGCAGUCUACAUAAGCUGCUGCGCACUCAGCCGUAGUGGUAGUAUUGCUUGUUCCUUUGCAGUCUACAUAAGCUGCUGCGCACUCAGCCGUAGAGGUAGUAUUGCUUCUUCCUCUUGCUGCGGACAUAUGUCAAGGCAGUCCAGUGUUCUCCCAAGAAUCCGAGGCGAGGGAAUUGCAAUCUACUGCUUGCCGCUGCAGUGGAAUUGCAGCAAUCUACGUAAGCUGCUACGCACUGGUCGACGUGGUCGUCUUGCUUCUUCCUAACUUAGUCCCGCGGAUCACUCUCUUCAAGACUCUCUCCUGAGUGUACACUCCAAGACUGUCUUCAAUACGCUGCAUGCAAGUCUAUACUCCAAGGCUCUUCAGUACUGUCCAAGGCUGUCCAACUGUCCAAGGCUCUCUUCAAUACUGCCCAAGGCUGUCCAAGGCUCUCGUCAAUACUGUCCAAGGCUGUCCAAGGGCUUCGUGCCUCUGGACUACUAGUAGUGCAUUCUACUUCUUCAUUCUUGCAGCCGUCGACUUAAGGAAGUCACGCUGCUGUGGAACGAUCCCCAACUUCGACAACUUUGAAGACACUCCAAGGCACUCCAAGGCACUCCAAGGCACUCCAAGGCACUCCAAGGCACUCCAAGGCACUCCAGGACUGUAGAAGACUCUCGGAGAGAUUGCAUCACUCUCUAAGGACUCCAACAGACCAAGGGCUUCAAGCUCCCAAGGCUCUAACAACACUCAGUCGCCACGACUCUCCAAGCUUGAGUCACUCUUGAGUGAGAUUGAAAGCUUGAGUCACUCUUGAGUGAGAUUGGGCAAGUGUGUGCAAGUUACAGUGCUGCACGUUAGAUCAUCCGAUUCGGUCCUCCUCUGGCUUUCUUGCUUGUCAGCGAGCUAUUUUUAUAGCAUCCUUCUCUGAUUCUUCUGAGUAUACAGCGUGUGUUCCUCCCUUUCUACACUACACGUAGGUAGAGGUGGGCUUCGAAGCUUCGUCACAGGUGCGUGGGUGUUAUAAUCUCCAUUUCUCUUGGUCUUGCUUCGCUCUCUCCCUUUCUCUUCUUCCUGCUUCUCAGAGUCUUUCUCGUCCGUCAUUCUUUCGUAGUCGUACGUGGGUGGGACGUCUCUCUCUCUCUCUCUCAUAUUUACCGAAGUACGUCGGUAUCGUCUCUCCUUCUCAGGGUUCUCACUUCGCUCUCCUCGUAGUCCCGGCUCCUUUGCCUCCAACCAACGUUCGCGUGUACGUGGCAUUUGUCGUUGACGUCAUUUCUUUCCUUAUCUUGUUACCGUCUGUUCGUCACGUGGCCCUUAUUGCGUUGGCGUCUCCCACGAAGUCUGGUGCUUCACCUUGACGUUAGUCAUAAUUCAUUGACGUCAACUUGUAUACCUGUGGACGGCACCUUAGCCAGGGCAGGACAGCUAUCCUUCAAUCCCUGCGCUUCCCCCCCUCCCUGGAAUCUGCCGUGCACACACACACACACAGAGAGAGAGAGAGAGAGAGAGAGAGAGAGAGGAAGAAUGGGCAGUGGUGGAGGAGAGAGAGUGUCUUGGAGGCUCUCUGUGUGCUUGGCUUACGUGCUGAUGGUGAUUGUAGGGGUGCCAACAGUCAGGACAGCGUACCAUAUCCGGACACGCGACUUCGUCAAGAUACAGUCGAUUAGAUAUGGUGGGUCGGGAUGUCCCCCCGGCUCUGUGUCUGGGGGCAUCAGUUCGAGAGGGAGGAUGUUCACCCUGCUCAUGUCUCGGUUCGUUGCAUCAGCCGGUCCUGGCGCGGCGUUGGCUGAUGCGAGAAAGAACUGCCAGCUGGACAUUCGCCUAAGUUUUCCCGCCGGUUGGUCUUAUACGGUUACCGCCAUCAGCUACAGAGGAUACGGCAGGCUAGAUCCUGGAGUGAUCGGUGUCCAGAAAACUUCACUGUUCUUUCAGGGAAGAUUCGGUCAGGAUCGGACAGCGAUGACUCAAUUCAGAGGACCGAUGGACAAUAACUACGCCAUCAGGGAUAGAGCACUGAUAGGAGGAGGACACGUGGCAUGGAGCGGUUGUGGGGGAGUCACUGCGCGCCGAAACCUGGAGGUCAACUCCGAGGUCCGCGUGAACACCGCACUGGCCACAUCAGGCGGGAAGUCGGGACUGAUGGCGGUCGACGACGUGACAGGGAGCUUUGCCACCAUCCUGCACUUGACUUGGCAGCGAUGCAAACGACACCACAGAGGAGGCAAAAUAAAGGGAGGCAAGAAGUCUAUUAAGGUCUCAAGAUCGAGACCCCAUAGCCACCACCAAGGAUGGAGACAUAGGGGAGAGCAGAACUCAUCAUCAUCCUAUUACUGUUUGCAUUCUGGCAAUACCUCUUCAACUCACCCUCCUCACAACCACCCUCCUGCUCAUCCUCAUAAGUGUGCAGGUCAUGUCCAUCUCCUGCAUGAUACAACUGAUGAUGUACUUCCUAGUGGCAGGACUACUGCAUCUUCUUCUUCUUCUUCUUCUUCUUCUCCUCUUUCUUCUUCAGUGCCUGUAGCUAUGGUGAAGGACGAGUCGCGUCCUUCUCCUCAAAAAGGGAUCGCUCACUCUGGACCGAAGAAUGUGACCAUCAAGAAAAUCAGCUAUGGUGGAUCUGGGUGUCCAGCGGGCUCGGUUGCAGGUAGUAUCUCGUCGGAUAUGGCGGUCUUCACUCUCCUCUUCUCCGGCUUCGUCACUUCUGUUGGGCCUCAUGUCAACGUACGGGAGUCGCGCAAGAACUGUCAAUUGGACGUGGAGCUUGCUGUACCUAGUGGUUGGACUUACGCCCUCGUGUCAGUCAGCUACCGGGGGUAUGUGAGUCUAGGCAAGAAGGUUAAGGGGUACCAGACGACCACCUUCUACUUCCAAGGUGAGACCGGGAGCGACCGGUCCGCGUCCACCGUCUUCCCUGGGCCGUACACUGGUAACUACGCCAUCAACGACCGGACGUUCCUCGGCACUAAGGUCUAUGCUCCUUGUGGCGCCACCAGGAACCUCGAGAUCAACUCCCAGACACGCGUGGACAAUUCCGCUAACGACAAAGCGGCAGGCAUUUUGACCGUUGAUUCGGUUGAUGGCAGCUUCAAGACCAUUUUCAACCUUCGGUGGAAGAAGUGUUCCUCCUCCUAGUGAUUCAAAAAGAAAAAAGAAAAGGAAAACAAGUCGUUACUCUCCCUCCACUGACCUCCAGUGAGAUAGGGCCUUGCUU